Alexandromys fortis (reed vole) is the source of this 7093-nucleotide messenger RNA. It is a transcript of the gene CUNH16orf86, whose product is annotated as chromosome unknown C16orf86 homolog. NCBI's taxonomy places the organism in Eukaryota, Metazoa, Chordata, Mammalia, Rodentia, Cricetidae. The record is from RefSeq and is a predicted model, not a curated record. The coding region runs from base 1 to 993 and encodes 330 amino acids. The transcript has 3 exons.
AUGGCCUCAGCAGGGGCCCAGAGGCAUCCUGAAGCCCAGAAUGGGGAGGCAGUAGGCUUAGCCCAGGUUGCAGAGAUCCCUGAGUGUCCAGGACCAGGAGAAAAGUGUCUGGUGCCAGCACGGGAGACCUGCAGACCCCCAGGUGAAGACAAGUGUUCAGUAGGACACAGCUUUGAGCUGGAGCUCCAGGAGGAAGGAAUAAACCGAGGAGAGGAAGGACUCAAUCCAGGGGUGGAAGCAGGAGAGGAGAGAGGACCCAAGCCUGCAUCGUCCAUCGUGAGGCCCAGUCAUGGAACCAAGAGAAAGGCUGAAGCUGAACUGCCACCCGGGAUGCUGCUGCAGAAGGAGGAGCCAGAGGGCAGCCACAGUGAGUCUACACUGCCUGCUAAACAGCACAAGAAAGCCAAGAAGCGCAAGAGCGUAGGGGCUCUUGUGCCCCCAGCUGUAGCCAGUACAUCUGCACCCACGGAGACGCUGGGACUGGAGAGUGAGUGGACUCCCUGGGGUUACCCUUCUUUGUCUUCUCGGACUGACAUGGGCCCACCCGGCGCUCCAGUCUUUGCCCUGCCUUGGGUUCUUGCAGGAAAAGCCCAGCGCCUGCGGCCACUGUACCAAUAUAUCAACUAUUGCAACCCCGAGCUGAAUCAGGCAGGGGACAGCGAAGGAGAGCCAGAGGUGGAGCCCCAGUCGGAGUUAGCCCCGGCUCCUGAGAAGGCAGGUGUGGAACAGCUGCACUUGCGGGCCUUGGUGCCCGUGGCAGGUGAGCUGGGCUUAGGCCUCGCUUUACCCUGCCCUAACGCAUUAGUGCCUCUCACACACACCCUUCCUUCUCUAGGGCAGGAGGUUGGAGGGGAGCCUGGGGGGUUGUCCAGUCUGAGGGUGAGUAGCAGCCUCAAGGCUGAGGUGGAUAAGACAACCCAAGUGGAUAUUGACAAGAUGUUGAGUGUCUGUGCUGCCCCUCUUGUGCCCCCGCUUUCCCCUCAGUACAAGUGACAUGUCUCUACCCUGGGCCUAAACUAGGGCUGUGAGCUCAGGCCUGGGCCGACAGGUGGAGGGAGGAAUUUAGUCAUUUUUAUCUAUACUUGGAAUUUAUCUGUACUUGGAAAUUUGGAUUUGCUGAAAAUAAACAUUUCCCAUCUUGAAGACUGAUUCCUCAAAUACGAUGUCUGAAUUGGGGGAAAGGCUGGGGAGAAGGGAGGAGGGUUCACCUGUGCAGCGUUUGCCUGAUGGGUCAUCUGGAUCAGCUGGAACAUGGACAAGUGUGUCAGGGUGGGUGACGGGUGUUGUGUGAUGAAAAUUUUCCUGGAGAGACACGCACACUUACUCACCCCAGACUGGGAGCCCAGGACAGACCCAAGAACAGAUACCACCAAAGCCCAACUUGGUGAACCAAUGAAUUUUAUUGGGGUUACUUACAGGUAUAUGGGUGAGGGGUUUACUAUGGGAACAGAAAUGCCUCAAAGGCAGUUGCAUCACCAAAGCCCACCCCAGCAUGGGAACUGGGAGCAUGUCACACAGCCUGGAGGUGGUUCAACAUGUUAAUGUCCCUUCCAGGUGCUUCAGGCGUUUGGGGGAUUUCUGCUUUUUCCAGGUCUCUGGUCUGUCUAGUUUCGAAGUCCUCUAAAAGGCACCGCAGCUCCUUCCCUAUGAGAGAGACUAGGGUAGGGAAGGGCUUAGUGAAUCUGGUCAGUUUCAGGAACUUCCUGAAGCUGUUUUGAGUUGUUUACCUUCCUGCUUAAGGAGCCUCCUCCAGAAUGGAGUGUUUCCAUAUCAGAGGAAAGUGUUACACACAGAGGUAGGUAGGCACGGUGCCCAGUCUUUGUACUCUGCUGUGAGGGAGAGGAAUUUGGGAACAGUGUUGGAUCCUGUUGCCUGUCUCUUGAGGGCCUACAUUUGUCCUUACUUCAAGAGGAUCAAAUCUGGAAUCUCACUCUGAGGUGGCAAAGUUCAUUUGUCUGUCCCAAGACAAAAAAAAAAAAAAAAAAAAAGUUUACUACUAACCAGGUGUGGUGGUGCAUACCUGUGGCUGGGGACCUGGGCUUAGGCCUUGCUCUGCCCUUGAAUUUGGGAGGUAGAGGCAGGCAGAUUAAGAGUUAAAGGUUAGCCUCAUUUGCAUAGCGAAUUCAAGGCCAGGGUAUACUACAGGAAACCCUAUUUUUAAAAAAAGAAAGGAGGGGAGGUGGGGGGGGGGGAUGACAGGCAUGUUUAAUCCCAGCAGAUCUCUGUCAGUUCAAGGUCAGCCUGGUCUACAAGGCAAGUUCUAGCACAGCCAGGGCUACACAGAGAAACCCUCUCUCAAAAACAGUAAAGGAAAAAAAAAGUUAAGAGAAGCCAAACUUGGUGAUGCACACCUUUAACCCCAGGACUCGAGGUAGAGAAGAGGGAAUUUCUGAGUUUGAGGCCAGCCUGGUCUACAGAGUAGUUCCAGGAGCCAGAGCUACACAGAAAGACCCUAUCUUCAAAAACCAAAACAAGAAAGAAAGAAAAGGGGGGAGAGGGACUGGAGCGAUGGCUCUUGGUAAAAGCACUUACUGCUUUUGCAGGGGACCAGGUUCAGUUCCCAGCACUCACACAGCACCUACUCCUGUCCCAGGAUCUGACACCUCUUCUGGCCUCUGCCUGUACCAGGCACACACUCUAGUGUACAGACAUGCAUGCAGGCAAAACACUCAUAUGCAUUAAAUACUUUUUUAAAGGCUCCCAUUCAUUGUCACAGAGCAAGCAGACUACACUUUGCCCACUACUGGUCCCUGGUGAUGGGUGGUGGGGACAGUGAAGGCCCUGUCACUGGAUGACUGCUGCCUCUGGAAGGGCAGAUGAGUGAGCCAUGUUGGGGAGACUUCCUGCGUGCCCUUCAAACGCUUCAGAUACGGGGCUUCCACAUUAAAUGCUUUUCUUCCUGUAUCAAGCUAAGAUCCUGGUGUCACUUCUGACUCUAUUUCUACAAGUGAAUCUAUCUAAAUUGAGAGGUCGGAACAUGGGCCUGGGUCUCAGAAGUCUCCAGGUAGGUGGCUCAAAAGUUCCCCCUGCCUGUGGUCUCUGGUGUUACAGAUACAUGUAAUAAUCCUGCUGCACACAGCCUGCAUCCUUGAUGAUGCCACUGUCCCUGUCGCAUCUUGCUCUUCUUACUCAGCCGCUUUGACACUUACUGGCUGUGUGUAUGUUCCAUGUUCCUGAUCAACCAGACCUUGUACUGCUUUCAUUCUGCACAUGGGGCUUUCUCUGCCUAAGAUGCCUUUGUUCCUUCAUCCUUCUACCUGGCUAGUGCAUACAUACCACAUACAUCACACAUGCACACAUAUACACAUACCACACAUGCAUAAACAUACAUAUAUACCACACACAUCACAUACAUACAUACCACACACAUAGAUGAAUACAUACCACACACACCAUAUACAUACAUAUAUACUACACACAUCCUCUUUCACUGAGUCAGGAAGCACCAGUGUUGCCCUGAAUUUGCGGCAUUUUUAUACCGUGAAUUGUGUAUCUUCACUAGACUGUGCACCCCUAGAUCACAUGUCAUUGGGUCACACCUACCUAGGGACUCCCAUCAAAGGCCUCAAGGAGGCUACAGAGAUGACAGGUAUGAAAAGGAACAGCUAAAGCCAUCUCGAGUCCACAGUCUCAUGCAGGGCCUCUAGAAUAAGGGCCCAGCGUGGUCACUGGAUGUGGAUGAGGCGGGCAGGUGCAGGUGACAGCAGAUGGAAGGGCCCAGUCUCCUAGCACCGCUCUCGGCUGCUCCCUCAGUCGGGAGGCUGCCUAGAUGCUUUCUGGCCCACAGCAAGGUCGCUGGCAAGCCAUCUCCCCAUCUGCCUAUAGUAAUGACUCCAGCACCUCAGGUGAUACUGUCCACAGGGGCCACACAGAAUCUUGCCCACAGAGAGGAGAUGAUCACUGAUGAUUAAGUAUGUUGCAGAGCUAGGUAACUGAGUGUGACCUCAUUAUGACUGAGGAAGUGAUGCGUGCAGAGAUGGGGUCUGUCCAGUCCUGCCGGGAGUUCUACACCAUCUGCGACAGGACCUGAGCAUAUGAAGUAUUUGCUCUUUGUCUGCAGAGCUGGAAACGCAGAGAUCGAGUAUGGAGAAGAAAGUUAAUGUUUCCUGAGGCCUAGACCGGCAGGCUUGAUUAGGAGGGUGCAUGCUGGAAGUCGAAGCAGCAAUGAACUGUUAUGUUCUCGUGCUCAUGUAGGAACAGAGAUUGGGGGGGAUGACGGGGACACACGGGGACAAGUGAUGCCAAGACAGCGGUUCCUGGAGAAAAGGCUUUCAGGCCUGGGGUAACUCGAGGACAAAGCUGUCCCGGUGUGAGAGAUGUCAAGCCACAUGGAAAGGCUGUUCCGUGUGGUGGCUGGACAGGUAUGAGGUGAUGAAGAAGAGAAACAAACAGGAGUCCUUACCAUGGUAGGGAGGAGUUACGUGUCAACAAAGAGUUACACUCUACUGUGGCCUAAAGACUACAUCUAAGAGAGUUACAUGGUGGGAGGGAGCUGAGCCCUGCUGGGGCCUAGACUGAGGAUAUUUUCAAAAGGCGUGUUGUCUCUUGGACUUUUACUUACUCUUUAUGCCAAGAACUAUCUUGGCUGCCUUGAGAAAUAGUUCCAGGAGAGCUGCCUUGUCCUGAUGCUUCUGUAAACCUGCUUGUUUGUUUGUUUUUGUUUUUUCAAGACAGGGUUUCUCUGUGUAGCCCUAGCUGUCCUGGAACUCGAUCUGUAGACUAGGUGGGCCUCAAACUCAGAGAUCCACCUGCUUCUGCAAGUGCUGGGAUUAAACAUGCUGGUUUUUAAAAAUUAGAAGUCUAAUCACGCAAACUAAAAUGUAAAGCCCCCCAAUCAGGGCAAUGCCCAGAGGUGAUUCUGAACAUAGAGCCAACAGGAACUCUGUGGAUUAGCUUGAGUUAUCAUCAGCCGAUACAAUAAAGUUGAGUUCUCCAACUUUCGAGUGCAGACUGGUGGUGUCUUGGGUGGGGAUGUCUGCUCCUCGCACAGCCUGACACUGUGGAGAAACUGUUUAUGAAGCAAAGAACAAGGACUAGUGAGAUGGUCGGGGAGGCAGGAAGCGGGUGUCAUGUCUCAGUAAGCACAAAGCAUAGAGUUUUAUUGAAGAUCAAUUCUGGAAGUUCUAUCUGGUUGGAGUAUCAAAGGGGAGAGCUAACACAGAAAGAACUUUUAUUUAAAAAUAUAGUCCUGAAGCCGUAGUGGCGCACGCCUUUAAUCCCAGCACUUGGGAGGCAGAAGCAGGCGGGAUCUCUGUGAGUUCGAGACCAGCCUGGUCUACAAGAGCUAGUUCCAGGACAGGCUCCAAAACCACAGAGAAACCCUGUCUCGAAAAAAACAAACAAACAAUAUAUAGAUAUAGAUAUAUAGAUAUAGAUAUAUAGUCCUGAGAGAUGUUGCUGCCUCCUUCCAGGAGGGGGCGCUGCAGGACAGGCCUGGAACUUUAUUAGGCUCAGUCACCCCUGGGCUCUCACCCACAAGUAUCUGGGCCUUAAGGCUCAACUCAUCCCUUUCCCAGUGACUGGAAAUUCUGUGCCAGAGGGAUGGAGAGGUGUCAGGAAUCUGGAUCCAGGCUCUGAGAGGUGCUCUCAAAGUCCUGCCUCAUGACCACGCGUCACCUGCUCACUACUGGGAGUCUUUCUCCAAAGUUCUCUGACCUGAGCACUGCUCUGGGUGAGCAAAAAGGCUCUCUCACAAAUACAUCUUUGGACUUCUUGGCCAUUCUCAAACUGAGGCGGGAACCUGUCAUCUUUUUGAUUUUUUUUCAAGACAGGGUUUUUCUGUGUAAUAUUUCUGGCUGUCCUGGAACUUGCUUUGUAGACCAGGCUGGCCUCAAACUCACAGAGAUGCUGGAAUUAAAGGUGUGCACCACUGCCUGAAUGGGACCUUGGCACCUUAGUAAGACACACAGGGACAGCUGGAGCUGAGCGGAAUGUUCUAGAGACAGGUACUAUACAGUGCCUUUCUAGUUCAGGCCAGGCCGAAUCCUGCUGCAGAGGGGUCAAUGCCUAGGCGUCUGGGAGAAGUACAGGAAUAAGGUGGUUUAAGGUCAGAAGCUGGAGUCCUUAUCAAGUAACUGCUUCUUUGUGCCUUCUACUCUAAAUGGAUUUUGAGAAAGGUUCUUGCUCUGUAGCCUUCGCUGACCUGGAAUUCUUAUAUAGGCCAGGCUUGCCUUGAACUUGCAGUGAGCCAGCCUCCUGCUUCUGCAUCCCAAACACUAGGAUUACAGAUGUACGGCACCGUGUCCAGCCCUGAUGAACACAUAAACAGUGCCUUUCUGAAUGGCUUAGAGAUUGAAUGAAGUGGGUUACUCUGGGGGACCAGAACACCAAUGGCACAUCAACCUUAUUCAACCUCCUAAGGACAGUGUUUGAAAUCAGGACACUGCAGGGAACAGGCCUGAUAAUCCCUACAAGUGAUGCCAAGAGGAAGAGGAAGGCCUCCCCAGGGCUUUUGGCAAGGAGCCCAGGAUAUGAAAGAGGAAGACUGGAGAAGGAACAGAGUUCAGAGAGGCUUCGCAAACCAGCGAUUGGCCAAGAAGACAAAGGGGCAGAUUUUUCUUCCCCUUCAAGACCCCACCCAGCUCAGGCCUUUCUCUGUCUGCAACAGCUAGUCAAUAGGCUAGUGACUAGCCAGCUGACUCAGGCAGUACCAGUUAAACCUGCUCCAAAGGGUGGCACAGGCCCCUUCUUCCUUAAACUCCUCCCCGAGGGCUGUCCUGGAGCCACACCACAGCUUCAGGAACAGAAGUCUGGGGCUGGAGAUGGCCCGGCAGUUAAAACUGCCUUCACAGAGGACCCAGGUUCAGUUCCCAGCAUCCACAUCCGCUAACUCACUAUUUCCUGCUCCAGGAAAUCUGAUGCCAUCUGCUGGACUCUUUGGGCACCUGCAUACAUGUGUACAUGCACACAGACAGACACACACACACACACAAAUAAAUAACAAAUCUAAAAAACAACAAAAAGAAAAGGAAUCUUUCAUGACCUCCCGUCUAGGGCCCAGGCUCUCCUCCCAUCUUCCUGAAAUGGCAGGCUUGGCAGAAGGCUGACAGGAAGCCUCAGGCCCUGUCUACUAAGGAUAUCUGGAGAACUUCUG